UAGGGAGCAGCAGAGAGUGGAUUUGUGUCUCUGUGUGUUCCAGUAUGUUUGGAUGAGAGAGCCAGGCGACCGACCCAUCAGUCAAGCCCAGUCGAGGAGCGGACCAGGGCAUGGCAGGUUCGGGGGACAAGGGCAGCGAGCUGCCGCUGCAGGAGUACCUCCAAGCGGCCGUGCAAGUGGCGCUAGACGCCGGCCAGAUAAUCAGAGAAGCAUUAAGGAUUGAAAAACGAGUGCAAACAAAGUCCUCGGCGGCAGACCUUGUCACAGAAACAGAUCAACUGGUGGAAAAGCUCAUCAUCUCUACUCUACACACAAAGUUUCCUUCACACAGGUUCAUUGCAGAAGAAUCGGUGGCAGCUGGUGACAAAUGCAUUCUGACUGACGAUCCCACCUGGAUAAUAGACCCCAUCGACGGAACGUGCAACUUUGUACAUGGAAACCCAGUGGUGGCAGUCUCGAUUGGACUGGCUGUCAACAAAGAGCUUGAGCUGGGCAUCAUCUAUAACUGCGUCAAGGAGAAGAUGUACACGGGCAGAAGAGGUCACGGAGCGUUCUGUAAUGGAGAGAAACUUCAAGCAUCCAAACAACAAGACAUAUCGAAAGCUCUGAUUUUAACUGAACUUGGGUCAAUUCGAGAACCAACGGCAGUAAGGAUGCUGUUCAACAAUAUGGAGAAGCUGAUCUCAGUACAGGCGCAUGGGAUCAGGAUCAUAGGAAGUGCUGCUCUCGACCUGUGCCACGUUGCCACGGGAGAUGUGGAGGCCUUCUACCAGUUUGGCCUACACUGCUGGGAUAUGGCAGCUGCUGCAGUGAUAGUCAGGGAGGCUGGCGGCAUCCUGAUUGACACAGCAGGUGGACCUCUGGACCUCAUGUCCCGUCGGGUGGUUGCGGCCGGCACUUCCCAGUUGGCACAACGGAUUGCCCGGGAACUGGAGCCGGUGGCUUACGAGCGGGAUGACAGCACGGAAGAAGCGAUCGACUCCCAGUCCAAAUAAAGACGAUGGCAUCGGUAGUGAAACCACCGUCCGACUAACACACUGGUGACGGGCAGCUGCCGAGUGCCAUCUAUGGACCAGUUAAUGGGUCGGCCGCUGUCAAUGAAGCCUGCGGACUCCGGCGACUUCUGUAAUAAGGGUUGUACUAGUUUAUCACAUGGGGAAGAGGUUCAUCCUUGCUUGGUGGCACGAGUCGGCUGGAAGCCCCACACUCC
This is a messenger RNA of Leucoraja erinaceus (little skate), 1210 nucleotides long. RefSeq names its product inositol monophosphatase 2 (gene impa2). The transcript is spliced from 8 exons. The coding region runs from base 111 to 995 and encodes 294 amino acids. Gene Ontology annotation, biological process: signal transduction; phosphatidylinositol phosphate biosynthetic process; inositol metabolic process. The record is from RefSeq and is a predicted model, not a curated record. Lineage: Eukaryota; Metazoa; Chordata; Chondrichthyes; Rajiformes; Rajidae. Gene Ontology annotation, molecular function: inositol monophosphate 1-phosphatase activity.